This is a messenger RNA of Aspergillus mulundensis, 1263 nucleotides long. RefSeq names its product putative acetate kinase. Gene Ontology annotation, biological process: acetate metabolic process; phosphorylation. NCBI's taxonomy places the organism in Eukaryota, Fungi, Ascomycota, Eurotiomycetes, Eurotiales, Aspergillaceae. The transcript has 6 exons. The record is from RefSeq and is a predicted model, not a curated record. Gene Ontology annotation, molecular function: acetate kinase activity. Bases 1 to 1263 code for a protein of 420 amino acids.
AUGCCCCGCAAGUCCAUCCUCUCUGUGAACGCCGGCUCAUCGUCGGUAAAAAUAACCUUCUACACAUACACCCAAACGCCGUCCGUCAUCGCGACCGCGCAGGUCUCCGGCAUCACCGCGCCCCCCGCAAAACUCAAGUACAGCGUCGGCGAGAAAGAGAAGAAAGAAGAACUGAAGGAAAAAGUAAGCUCGGGACAGGAUGCUUUCAAGCUCCUGCUCGAUCGCUGCAUCAACGAUCCGGACCUCAAGGAUGUCGCAAGCCCCGACGACCUGGCCUAUAUCUGUCAUCGCGUGGUGCAUGGGGGGGACUUUGAAGGCGCGGUCGUGAUCAAUGAGGAGACGUAUCAUCAGUUGGAGGAGUUGGAGGAUUUGGCGCCUUUACACAACUUCUCCGCGCUCGAAAUCGUCCGGCUCUGCAAAAAGGAGCUCCCCAAUGUCCAGAGCAUCACGUUCUUCGACUCCUCGUUCCACAAGACUCUCCCCCCUUACGUGACAACGUACCCAAUUGACCAGGAGACGGCGAAGCGCAACAAGCUGCGCAAGUACGGGUUCCACGGGAUAAGCUACUCGUUCAUCCUGCGCUCGGUGGCAGAGUACUUGAAGAAGCCGGUUGAGAAGACCAGCCUGAUCGCCCUGCAUAUAGGGAGCGGAGCGUCGAUUUGCGCGAUCAAGGAUGGGAGAUCCGUCGAUACUUCAAUGGGAUUGACGCCCCUGGCCGGACUACCAGGCGCCACACGCAGCGGCGAUAUCGAUCCAUCGCUUGUCUUCCACUAUACCAGCGAGGCGGGAAAGCUCAGCCCUGCCAGUACUAAAGAAAUGCACAUCAGCACGGCCGAGGAGAUACUGAACAAGAAAUCCGGCUGGAAGGUCCUUACAGGCACCACGGACUUUUCCCAAAUAGCUGUCGAGAACCCACCGAGUGAACAGCAUAAACUCGCUUUUGAUAUCCUCGUCGAUCGCAUCGUUGGCUACAUUGGGAAUUACUUCGUCAAGCUGGAUGGGCAGGUCGACGGGCUUGUCUUUGCCGGAGGGAUCGGUGAAAAGAGCGCGCUGUUGAGGAAGGCUAUCGUUGAGAAGACACGGUGCCUUGGUUUUGCGGUUGAUUCGGAGAAGAAUGAGAAGGGGCCUGGUGAGGAUGAAACGGUGGUGGAUAUCACUGCGAGUAGCAAGUCAGAUGAGAGGCGAGUAUUUAUCUGCCAGACUGAUGAGCAGUUCGAGAUGGCGUUUAACUGUAUCCAGACGCAGGGUCUCGGUAAAAAGUAG